Mus musculus (house mouse) is the source of this 4260-nucleotide messenger RNA. RefSeq names its product golgin A5 (gene Golga5). Gene Ontology annotation, biological process: Golgi organization; Golgi vesicle transport. The record is from RefSeq and is a predicted model, not a curated record. Bases 1583 to 3772 code for a protein of 729 amino acids. Gene Ontology annotation, molecular function: small GTPase binding; protein homodimerization activity. The transcript has 13 exons. Gene Ontology annotation, cellular component: Golgi cisterna; cis-Golgi network; Golgi apparatus. NCBI's taxonomy places the organism in Eukaryota, Metazoa, Chordata, Mammalia, Rodentia, Muridae.
GCAGACGGAAGGGGGCGUGGCCUGGCGCUAGGGCCCCGCGGCCGCCGGCGCCGCCGCCUGAGUGACCUGCUAGGCGGCCGGCGGCGCUCAGCUUCCGGCCACUCAGGCAGCUCGUUGGCCACUCUGUUUUGAGGUCCUCGCCGCCCUUCCACGUCUCCCGGAAGAGCUAGCCGGCAGGUCCGGGAGCAGCGGGCUGCUGUGGCGGCCCGGGCGGGCGACGAGGCCGCGGUGCUGCCGCUCGGCGUCCUCAGGUGAGGCGCGACCAGGCCGCGGGCGGGACGGCUUGGCCUGCGGGACCCGGUCUCCGCCUUUCCCGAGCGCUGUCGUGCUCGUCUUCGCUCAGGGACAAGGAAGGGGAUGCCAGAGCCCCGUAGCCUCCGGAUACCGAGGCUGACCCGCCCUCCACCCCGACUCUGCUCUGGGGACCCAGUACGAUGUGUUCUCGCCUCUCGGGGACCCGUGGUCACACCGCCGGGCCUGACCCCUGACCCCCGCCUCUGUGUGACAUCUGACCUUCCCGGUGGCUUUGCACCACGGGAAGUCCCCUCUUGGAGUCUGUCACUGAGAUAAGAGCUCAGGUUUAGUGUCUACGAUCCACGUGAAAGAUAUGUUUUAAAGCCCCGUUAACUUUCAGAUGGGAGGCAAGACAUUAAUUGUCUUCAGGCUUUUUUUUAUUAGGAGAGCUACUUUUCUCUCGCUCAUCACUAAUUUUUACAUCGAGCUUGUGUAACGUUUUAUAAGUCAGAAGGCAUGUUACAUUCCUUUUUCAUUUGGUUUCUCAUAAAUUGAAAUACACACUUAAAUGGGUUUCCUAAAGAGUGUGUUGAAACAGUUAACUUCCGACGAGGUUAGAGCGGAGAGGUUAAAAGGUGGGUUUACCUCUAGGUUGACCUAGAUUCCAGUGUCUGAGGUGCCAUCGAAGUUCCAGGAUCUUUCUAAGCCAUAUCCAUCUUUAUUUGUUUCUAAAGGACUUUACAGUUUGCCAUAUAAUGUAGCUGAGCAUUAUGUUACUAUAUUAUUUUUAUUAUUUUAUUUUUAUAUUAUAUUAUUUUUAGUGAUAGUGUUUGCACAACACUUGACAUAUAAGGAUGAAUUACUUCAGUAGUGUUUCUAGGAGUGCCUGUGUGUGGGCUAGAAUUGGAAUUUAUCAUUGAGCAAACCAGGCAUUGUGUGUAUCCACCCACUCCCCCUUCCCCAGCAGGGAGAGACAUGUUUUAAAACAACAGUUGCAACAACCUGAAGCAGUGUAAGGCAAAAGAAGGGCAUGCACACAGAAUAAAAAGACCUAGCAUAGAAGGGAAGGAAAGACAACUCUGAUGCCAAUUUAGUGAAGAAAGCCCAAGAUCUAAUAGUUCCAAGCCAAAGGGACACUGACCACAUUCAACCAACACUGUUGACUUUGUAGUUUACUUCAUUCUACAGCUUAAAGGUUAAUUUUACUUCGUGGCCUUGACUUUGGCACCUGGAAGUUUUUUCCAUGUGUUGGUUAAAUAGAUAAUUUAUACAGUCAUUUUUUUAAAAAAAAAAUUGAACUCAGCUGGACAUGCACAUGGUUCAUCAGUAGGAUUGCUUUGCUACCAUCAUGUCUUGGUUUGCUGAUCUUGCUGGAAGGGCUGAAGAUCUUUUAAACCGAGUGGAUCAGGGGGCUGCAACAGCUCUCAGAAAGGAGAAUACCAGCAACAUCUUUUAUAGCAAAAAUACUGACUAUCCUGAACUUCAGCAGCAAAACACAGAUUCAAAUUACCAGACCGGACAGAAAGCUAACUAUAUUUCCUCAGCUGCUGAUAACAUCCGACAUCAGAAAGCCACGAUCCUAGCUGGCACAGCGAACGUGAAAGUCGGAUCCAGGACAGUCGGGGAUGCCACCCAUCCCACCGAGCAUGCGUCUGCCCCUAGGCCUUCAUCCCAGUUUGUUCGGAGGAAAAAAUCAGAGCCUGAUGAUGAGCUGCUAUUUGAUUUUCUUAACAGUUCCCAAAAAGAGCCCACUGGGAGAGUGGAAGUCAAGAAAGAGAAGGGCAGAGCUCCUGUCUCUCCAAGUUCUCCGUCAGGUGUCAGUUCUGUCAACACCAGUGUAACCACCACCAAGGCCAUGGGAGGAAACGCUGGGAGCCAAAGUCCUGGAGUGAACAGUUCGGAUUCUGUGCCUGAAGUUCAUAAGGAACCCUCAGAGGAGAGCACGGCCCCAAGUGCCACCAGCGAGGAGCACAGCUCUACACCUAGUGACGGUAGCAGCAGGUCGCAGGAGCUGUCCAAUCUCCGACUGGAGAAUCAGUUGCUCAGGAAUGAAGUCCAGUCUUUAAAUCAGGAAAUGGCCUCAUUACUCCAGAGAUCCAAAGAAACUCAAGAAGAAUUAAAUAAGGCAAGAGUAAGAGUUGAAAAAUGGAAUGUUGACAAUUCAAAGAGCGAUCGCAUAACUCGAGAACUGCGAGCGCAAGUAGAUGACCUCACCGAAGCAGUGGCCGCAAAGGACUCCCAGCUGGCUGUCCUCAAAGUGCGACUGCAGGAGGCUGACCAGGUGCUAAGUUCCCGCACAGAAGCACUAGAAGCCUUAAGGAGUGAAAAGUCACGAAUAAUGCAGGAUCACAAGGAAGGUAGUAGCCUACAGAAUCAAGCUCUGCAAACUCUUCAAGAGAGGCUGCAUGAAGCUGAUGCCACUCUAAAGAGAGAGCAAGAGAGCUACAAACAAAUGCAGAGUGAGUUUGCUGCACGCCUUAACAAAAUGGAAGUGGACCGUCAGAACUUGGCAGAAGCAGUUACUCUGGCAGAAAGAAAGUACUCCGAGGAGAAGAAGAAGGUUGAUGAACUCCAGCAGCAAGUCAAGCUACACAGGGCAAGCUUGGAGUCGGCUAAGCAGGAGUUAGUUGACUACAAGCAGAAAGCUACACGGAUACUCCAAUCUAAAGAAAAACUGAUCAACAGCUUAAAGGAAGGCUCAAGCUUUGAAGGCCUAGAGAGCAGCACGGCUAGCAGCAUGGAAUUGGAAGAACUUCGGCAUGAGAAGGAGAUGCAGAAGGAGGAGAUCCAGAAGCUGAUGGGCCAGAUGCAUCAGCUGAGGUCUGAGCUACAGGACAUGGAGGCUCAGCAGGUUAGUGAAGCUGAAUCAGCAAGAGAACAAUUACAAGAUCUGCAAGACCAGAUAGCUAAGCAGAGGACAUCUAAGCAAGAGCUGGAGACGGAGCUGGAACGAAUGAAGCAGGAAUUCCGCUACAUGGAGGAGGAUCUGCAUAGAACAAAGAACACACUGCAAAGCAGGAUUAAAGAUAGGGAGGAAGAAAUUCAAAAACUGAGGAAUCAGCUUACCAACAAAACUUUAAGCAACAGCAGCCAGUCAGAGCUAGAAAGCCGGCUCCAUCAGCUAACGGAAACACUCAUCCAGAAACAGACCAUGCUGGAGAGCCUCAGCACAGAAAAGAACUCCCUGGUCUUCCAGCUGGAGCGCCUUGAGCAGCAGGUGCAUUCUGCCUCCUCGGGGCCCAACAGUGGAUCUGCCAUUAACAUGUCUGGAGUCGACAGUGGUGAAGGGACACGCCUGCGAAAUGUUCCUGUUCUUUUUAAUGACACCGAAACUAAUCUGGCAGGAAUGUAUGGGAAGGUUCGAAAAGCUGCUAGCUCCAUUGACCAAUUUAGUAUUCGCCUGGGAAUUUUUCUCAGAAGAUACCCCAUAGCACGAGUGUUUGUAAUCAUCUACAUGGCUUUGCUGCACCUCUGGGUCAUGAUCGUACUGCUGACUUACUCACCAGAAAUGCACCAUGACCAACCGUACGGCAAGUGAACAGAGCCACUGGUUCCCAUGAGUGCCUGCCAUUGUCCAGAGCUGGGAUCUGCAGAAAGAUCAGCACUAAGACUGCUAGGAACCGUGCACAAGAUGGUUUCUUCAUGGAGAGCUUUUAAUCUUUUAACUUAUUUCUCUGGUGUCUGACUCUCCCCUAUUCCCAUAAGAGUCUCUAAAUGCAGACAGUAAUUUGACAAAUUAAGCUCAACUUUUUCUGAGUUCAGUUCCCUAGAUAUGUAUAGAGAAAGAGAAAAGGCGAUUUGGGGGUGUUCACCUCUGUACAGACCUUUCUAUAUUUUAGGUGACACUGAUUAUGGGUUAUAAUCAGGGAAACUAAUUGUAUUUAGGGAUUAAAAAUAAAAAGAUUUCUUUUUUAAUAAUUUAGAGUGCUUUAUAUUUUCAUAUAUUUAACUGCAAAUAUUUAAUGUUUUCAUGUUAGAUUCUUGGUAUAAUUCUUUUUGAAAUACAUAAAUAAAAUUCACUGUGCA